This is a messenger RNA of Siniperca chuatsi (mandarin fish), 4189 nucleotides long. RefSeq names its product hyaluronidase 2b (gene hyal2b). The transcript is spliced from 4 exons. The record is from RefSeq and is a predicted model, not a curated record. Gene Ontology annotation, molecular function: hyalurononglucosaminidase activity; hyaluronoglucuronidase activity. Bases 232 to 1662 code for a protein of 476 amino acids. Lineage: Eukaryota; Metazoa; Chordata; Actinopteri; Centrarchiformes; Sinipercidae. Gene Ontology annotation, biological process: hyaluronan catabolic process; carbohydrate metabolic process.
AACUAUUGUUGCUCAACGUCUUACCCGUCAUCAUCACUCCUGCCAUAAUUUCUGUUAGCUUUAGCUGGCAAAUUUGUUAAUCAUCAACAUGGAUUGAACGGACUAUGACUGUCAUUUUUCACAUGGCAGGGCAGUGGAAAAGCAAUUUAUCUGACGGUUACAUGAGAGGAAUAAGCCCGUGUCCUCAGCUUCAUCGGAACAGAGGAAGAGGAGAGAAGGUGAGCACUGACCAUGGAGGCUGUAUUUCACUCUCUCUUCACCACAGCUGGCCAGCUGCCUUGGUUGCUUCUGACUCUGUUUACGUCAUGGACAGUCUUGUGUUCAGCAGAUAUAAAGCAGACAAGAUGGCCAUUAUAUUCCCAGAAGCCAGUUCUUCUUGCCUGGAAUGCCCCAACAGAAGAGUGUGUCCCACGACAUGGUGUAACUUUAUCUUUGGACCAGUUUGACAUUGUGGCAUCCCCCAAUGAGGGCUUUGUCCGGCAGAACCUUACAAUUUUCUAUAAGGAGCGUCUUGGGUUGUAUCCCUAUUAUGAGCGUGGUGGAAUUGCAGUGAAUGGAGGCCUUCCACAGCUUGCCAGCCUCACUCAGCACUAUGAAAAGAUGUCUGAAGGUUUGCAAAAAUAUAUACGUGAGCCAGAGGCAAAAGGUUUGGCUGUUCUUGACUGGGAGGAGUGGCGCCCAUUGUGGAUCCGAAAUUGGGAUAUUAAAGAUAUCUAUCGAAUUAAAUCCCGUGAAAUGGUGGCCAAAAAGAAUCCUAAGUGGACCCCAGAACAAGUGGUGAAAGUUGCACAGCAGGAAUUUGAGCUAUCAGCUCGCAAAUUCAUGCUGGAGACUCUGAAACUUGCCAAGAAUUCGAGGCCCAAUCAACUGUGGGGCUUCUACCUGUUUCCAGAUUGUUACAACCAUGACUACAGGAGUGGCCUGAAGAACUACACAGGCCGCUGUCCUGAUGUGGAGAUGGACCGCAAUGACCAACUUAACUGGUUGUGGAUGGAAAGUACAGCAUUCUUCCCGUCUCUAUACAUGGGCUCUGUACUAAGCUCUACAAAUUAUGGCCGCUUCUUUGUCCGAAACAGGGUAAAGGAGGCGAUGCGCCUGGCAUCUGUUGGGGAUGGAUUAGCACGUCCUGUUUUUGUUUAUACCCGCCCUACUUACAUCAAUCAGAUGACCCCCCUAACUGAGACAGAUUUGGUCUCCACCAUUGGUGAGAGUGUUGCUCUUGGAGCUGCAGGUGUAAUCUUCUGGGGGGACACUUCCUAUGCAAACAGCCGUGCCAAUUGCUCCACCCUAAAUGAGUAUCUUCAGGGACCGCUGCGCCGGUACCUGCUCAAUGUGUCUACAGCAGCAGAACAGUGCAGUCAGGAGGUGUGCAAAUCCCAUGGCCGCUGUCUGCGCAAAAUACCAGACAAUGAUGUGUACCUGCAUCUCAGCCCCUUAACACACAGCAUCACCAGUCAGGGUGGCCGGCUGAAGGUUACAGGCGUGCCUGGCCAAGCCGAGCUGGCUCUUUUCCACACACACUUCCAGUGCCAAUGCUACAGUGGGUACAGGGGUGAAGCCUGUGCUCAGAAAGAAAAAGGGCAGAAUAAAGCCUCCUCUGUCUUAGGCACCUGGCCCCUUUGCCUUUUACUCCCACUAGGACUCCUCACUCUGCUACACUGAGGAAACUGAGAAGCCCAAACUAUUCACUGCUUCUGCCAGCCUGGAAAAGGACAGUUCGACAUAAAGGUGGUACGUUUCUGUGCACUAGUGAUUUUGGUGCGUUGACAGCAGCAGACAGUCAGUCCUGUCAUCAAAGAUCUCCCAGUAUGACAGGAGAUUUUUUAUCUCCAGCACACAGACGCCAUCUGACAGGAAUAUUUGUGUCUGACAAACUGGCAGAGCUCCAACCUCAGGACCACCUCAUGGAACUGAUGUCCAUCCAUCAAUAUUGCAACUGGGUAUUAACUUAUAUCAAAUGAUGUCAAAACUGCCAUAAUCCAUUCUCACCCUGACCUCCAGAUGAGGAGAUACUGUAUACUAUCACACCACAUUCAAUGGGACUACAAUGUAAUUGUGGGACUGAUAAAAUGCUUUAUGAAAAAAGAACUGCUUAACCUAAAAGUUUUUGGAUUUAUCUAUUUUUUGUGAUGGACACAACAACAGAACAUGAGGCUUGAGCAAAAAAAGUGUAAGAAAGGUACAAUUGAUGCCCAGCGACAUAUAGUAUUGAUUGAUAUGAAAUUAUAGUUGUUGAUGUUACAACAAAAGACCUUCCGAUAUUCCGCAUUUGCAUAUUGCUGCCCAUUUAUACAAAACAGUUUGUAUCUGUUGAUGGAUCAGGCUGUUACGUGUUAUGACAUAUAGCCUCUUGAAUGAAAUAUAAAUAGUGAAUUAUGCCAGAAGGUGAUAAAUUAGAACAAAUGUCUUAAAUCUCUUUGGCUAAUAGAAACAACAUGGCUGGACCUGCCUGUUUCAGUUCAAAAUUGUGCCUUAACUGGGCUAUGAAAUGCUCUUUCCUUUAUGGUUGCCUUUGUUUACAAGUUGUGAUUAUUGAGGUUUUCACAGCAAUGUUCAUCUCAGCCUCUGCUGGGCACAGUGCUUUAUACCAAUAUUAACUACAAAUGCCUACCAGUUUUUUUUAAUUUUUAAUUAACAAGGACAAUGUAUACAAAAGGAAAGUGUGGACAGACCUGUAAAGAAAAGAUAAAUGUUAGUGUUUAUUUGCAAAUCGUGUAAUCUAAUUUACGUGGAUGUCAUUGUGAAAACAAGUUGUCUUCAUGUCAAAAAAACUUAUUUUCAGCCUCCAGGUAAUAUAUCUUUUGCCAAUUUCUUGUUAAUAUCAUGAGAACAGACAGCAAGAAACAACAAGCAAUUGUAUUACAGAAAUGCCAAAAAUAAGUUUAUUUUCCAUUAUACCACAAUUCUUUACUAACCAAAAUAAGAAAUUAUUUUGAAAAUGUUUGUGUUUAUCUUUAAAAAAAAGUUUGACUGUUACUUAGUACUUAUGUACGUUUAGUGUGUAGUUUGACUUGCUUGCACUACAGCUUGUGUCGGAGUUCCUGCAAGUGACACUGUGUUGAUAGCAGCUACUGUAGCUACAUCUUCAUAUCAAAGUAAAUAUAAUUGCUAGACUGAAGCUAGCUGAGCAGUUUCAAAUGUAUACAGUAGCUUCUGUAUUUACUCUGUAUGGCAGUCUGCUCAAAAAAGUAUACAGCAGUAUUUAGCUACUGUUAUGUAAAAUGUAUUUUAAACUCCACCAUACUACCUAAAAUGAGUUUUGAUACCAGCAGGCAGGUGGUAGGUUUUACUGUUUUUCACAAACUCACACCAAUCACACCAAUAGUAUUGCAGUAGAACUUUUAAUGUAUGCUACAAACUUUUGAAAUUCUGCACUUUAACUAACAACUAAUUUUAUGUUGAGGUGGAUCUGGCUUUAUUCCAUGUACAUGAAGUGAACUUGUGUUCUGUUGCUGGAUACAGAAACCUGCAUACAGUCAGUACAUUACACUAUAUUAUGGCGUUUUUCCAUUUAAUGCGUCAUGAUAGAGAUGUGUUCACUGUGAAUCUUGUCUGAAAACAAAUGAGUGUUAUGAUUGUUAUACUUUCCUUUCCUUUAAGUCAGUAGCAUUAAUGAUCUAACAUUUUAUUUAGUUUGUCAUUAUCUUUGAAGAUGUAAGAGAGAGUGAGGGCAAAGAUUGCUGAACAAAGUAAUCAGAUUUAACUAAUGUUGGUGAAAACAAGGUCUUAAAACACACUAGUCGCUCAUGUCACUCAUGUAUAUUGCAGAUAAUUUGACCCCACUGUUAUUGACAAGCUUAUGCCAAUGAUCACUAUUUACAUUUCAAUAGUAGGCCAUAAAUCUAUAUGUUAAAGAGAGGAACCAUACUGUUGUUUUUCUGUUGUGAAUGUGUGUUUUUAAUUUGACAUGACAUCUUGUUCAUCCCACAACUUGCUUGAACAGUUGUUUGGGUUUUUUUUACUUUUGUACCACUACACCUCUCUGUUUUAGAAGCGUUUCAUUGUUGAUAAGGAAAUUACCUUAAUUUAAAAGCCUUAUUUUUCCAAAGUGUUUUGAUUGUGUCGUUCAAAACAAAGUCUGAAAAAAAAAUUAAAGGGUUGCACAGGAUUUUAAUGUUUUGUAUUUAACAUUUCAUUUUCAACUUUUACAUCAGAGAAUUUGAUUAUUAAAAAAGGAAUUUGAAAGUAA